AUGUCGAUCAACCGGAACAUCCGACCCUCUGUCAAUCUCCACGGCCCAGAAUCAACUCCAGCUGUUAGUGCAGAUAGUUCCAGGGAUGCUCAGAUACAGGGAGAGGAACUAUGGACAUUAUCAGAUUUGGCCGCUGAAAAUUUGUCAAGAGCAACUCGGUUAUUAUUUGAAGCACCCAAUAACCUACCAUCUAAUGCUGGAGAGCACAAGGGUCAUUGUUCGACUUCAGCUAGCAGGGAAGGCUCUAAUAUUGUGAUAACUUUAACUGACCCAGGACUGCUUGAUUGCCCAAUUUGCUGUGAACCCUUGACCGUUCCUGUCUUCCAGUGUGAUCAAAAUGGGCAUCUAGCUUGCUCCUUGUGCUGCACCAAAAUCAAUAACAAAUGCCCCUUUUGUUCCUGCCCCAUUGGCUCCAAUCGUUGCCGAGCCAUCGAGAAGAUUGUGGAAUCAAGUACAACUCGGUGCAAAAAUAUCAAGUACGGCUGCAAUAUUCCGGUGACUUACAACACGAAGAAUGAACAUGAAAAGACAUGUGUAUGUUCACCUUGUUCAUGCCCUUAUUUAGGAUGCAAGUUUGUUUCCUCGGCCAAGGAGUUAUACCAACACUUCAGUAAUGAUCAUUUGGAUUCGGCAAUAGGCUUCCUGUAUGACAACUUUGACCUUGAUUACAGUUUCCCAAUUACAUUGACAAAGAAUGACAGCUUUCUUGUUGUUCGAGAAAUGGUUAGUGGUACAUUAUUUAUCCUCCACAAUCGUAUUGUAGUUCUGGGAAAUGUUGUGACGGUUAGCUGUGUUCAACCUAGCUUCAUGGAGGAUUUCAACUAUGAUCUUCUUGUUUCUAACAAGGAAAGUUCUCUCAAAUUUCAGUCUCUGACAAAAAGUACUCCAAGCCUGCAGGUUAAUGGCUCUCCUUCAAGAAGUGUUCUGUUAAUCCCAUGUGAGUUUUUCGACUCUUGUGGUCAGGUCAAGAUUGAUGUUUCCAUACGGCGCAUAUGGUGAAUGCCCUGCUUCCGGUGAG
Molecule: messenger RNA, 1018 nt
Organism: Rosa chinensis
Lineage: Eukaryota; Viridiplantae; Streptophyta; Magnoliopsida; Rosales; Rosaceae
Product: putative E3 ubiquitin-protein ligase SINA-like 6
Exons: 2
Coding region: 1-999 (332 amino acids)
Molecular function (GO): zinc ion binding
Source: RefSeq, a predicted model, not a curated record